UAUUACGAAGAAGUAAUGGUAUUAACAAAUUCGUUAAUCUCUUCUUCAAUAAGUGAACCAAUGUGGGAAAUACUUUUCGAUAUUCAUAAACUGGCCGUUUCGCAAGGAGGAUUAGUUUUUGUUGAUGUUAUGCCCGUGAUGUACUCAUAUUUGUCUGUGGAUACGGAUGGUUUUUUGGCCCGUCCGGAGCGCCUGAAUGCUUUCGUCGAGAUCAGUGUGAGUAUGUUCAAAGAGGAUGUGGAGGAGGACGACCAGAUGCAUGCUGCUAAGUUGCUGGAAUGCCUCAUUCUAGAAUGUCAGGUGUAG
Gongylonema pulchrum is the source of this 306-nucleotide messenger RNA. NCBI's taxonomy places the organism in Eukaryota, Metazoa, Nematoda, Chromadorea, Rhabditida, Gongylonematidae. The record is from the annotation of a GenBank genome assembly.